UUCGACCUGAAGGCUGGAUACAUUUAGAGAUGCCACCAAAAAACAAAGGGAGACCUGGGUUUGAUCUUACAGGAUAUCCCACUGCUCCACAAUCCUCUGCAUCUCCUGAGGAGGAGGCAUUAGACCUGAUUCCAAAGAAGAUCUACUGCCAUAACUGUGGCUGGAGAGAUUCCCUUAGAAAUUCAUCCUUCUGUGCUCAGUGCCCUGUGGUCCAUAGGGAUCCUGUUCUGGACCUGUCCCUUGACAUGGAACCAAACCUGAGCCAGACGACUGCUGAGCCCACCUGGGAUAGUCCACCUCAGCUCCCCUCUCCUGACGCCAUAGAUCUGGGCUACUCCUCGUUCUCCUUUCCACCAUCCCUGGAGGCAAGCCAGAGUGUCUUCCAGACCCCUGAGCCUGAUGUGGUGUCCCCGGGUCCCUUGCUGUGCCGAUUCUGCCAAGAAACCUUUGCUCUGCCUAUUCUGCUGCACCAUCAUGUCAAGGAAAGGCAUCGUCAUCCAUGCAACAUGUGUUGCCGCAUAUUCAAGAAUGGCAUUCUCCUCAUCAGACACCAGGUCAACAUGCACAGCUUAGCUCUGCCUUGCCAUCCUCGACCUGCCCUCUCCAAACGUGGCCCAGGCCGGCCUAAUGUGUUGCUCACAUGCUGCUGAAACCCUACACCCGCCCUAAACCUACUCAUGUCUGCCAGGCCUGCUCUCGUGAGUUCUGGUCACCUGGCGUGCUCCACAAACACAAGUGCAACCCUCGGCUGGUCCAGUGUAUCACCUGUGGGGGCUAUUUCGGCAGCCAUCAUCUGUUCUGCAAGCACAAGAGCCAGAACCUCUGCAGCAAUGCCUGGAGGGCCAUAGAGAAGGCAAUGGCUCAGGCAGCAGCUCAGGCAGCACACUUGGCAAACUCAACAAACCCACAGAGGGAGAGUUCAGGUGCCACCUUCCAGACCUUGGAGAUAAACUCCACCACUCCUCAUCAUCACAGUGACUCUUCCAUUCAAAGGCCAGGCAUGUAGCCUAGCGACUAAGAUUGUUGUCCAGUAACUGAAAGGUCGC
Messenger RNA from Coregonus clupeaformis (lake whitefish), 1046 nucleotides. RefSeq lists its product as uncharacterized. The record is from RefSeq and is a predicted model, not a curated record. Lineage: Eukaryota; Metazoa; Chordata; Actinopteri; Salmoniformes; Salmonidae. The coding region runs from base 30 to 650 and encodes 206 amino acids. The transcript has 2 exons.